AAGUGAAUAAAUUACAAGCGUAAAAAUGGUCAGUAUAUAAAUACUCGUGUCGUACCUCAAUGGCAGUACAGAAUUGCACCAGUUCUUCUGGAGGUGAGCCGCUGAAUCACCUGUGUCCACAAUCCAUCCUACAUUUCUUCAAGAUGAAAAUUGCAAUUCUUCUUUUAUUGGCGUUGGUGGUCAUCUCCCAACAAUUUUACCUUCGUCAGCCGUACUCGAGAGCAUUUUGGGUGUCACCUUACACGUCCCCUCACGUUGCUAACAAUUACCGACCGCUAAUAUUCAUCACGCACGAAGACUUUAAACCUAGCUUCAUACCAACGGAUGGUGGCAAUCAUACCGACGAUGACCAAAACGAAUUUCCCGAUAUCCAAUCAAGAAUCAGAGGCUUCACAAGUAAUCGAUUCUCUCCGCCGAAUAAUGAAGGACGAUUUUUAAUAGGCGGUUUGGGAAACAACGGCCUCAAUUACAACGGCUACUACAAUACCGACAAGCGUUUCUAUAAAACAUUUACAACCAUAACAACCACAACUAGUACUUCUUUAAGCACAAUAUUCGCUACUUCGAUCAGCACUUUAGUUAGCGUAUCAACCAGCACAACAAUCAGCACAUCCAUCACUUCCACCACCAGUACCAGUACAGUUGUCGUGUCCAACACAGCAACUUUGACCUUAUUGGCUUCACUAGUUAGUUGUGUUCCACAGUUCCAAGUUGUGUUAGGAGCAGUUGCAUGUCCUGCUGGUCGCAAGAAACGUCAAAUCAACGAUUCUGAACAAUUCAUUAUCGCUCCAUCAGAAACACUCGAAUUAACGACGACAGCUCUUCCGUCAUUGGAUGUGGAAGAACAAUCAACAGAAUCGGAUCUACCUGUUGAGGAUGAACAGAAAAAUGUGAACGCAUUAGCUUCGUCUAAAGAUGAAACUCAUCUGAACGAUGGGGAUAAUUUGAGAGACAAACGGUUUCUAAAUAGAUACCAAUUUUCUACAUCUACCAGCACAUCGUUGACAACAUCUACGACAACUUCUACGUCUGUGUCAACAUCGACGUCGAUCAUAACAGUUCCUACAACAUCAGUAACUGUAUCAACAUCCAUUUUGACUUCUCUCACAACAACAACUAUGACCUCAUUUGUGUUUGUUAACCAAACAAUCACACAAACGGCGAAUCUAAUUAAUCCAGCACCAACUGUUCAGUGUGCUGGUGAUGCGGAUGGUGACGGUGUUGUAACCCCCCCCGAGUGCACACCUAUCGCAUGUCUACCAGCAGGUUUGGUCGUGUGCGCUGCUGCUGCUGGCUAAUCGCUUUUCUAAAGCAUUACAGCAGCUAAUUGAUUACUGAGUUGUAUUGACAGACAGAUAAUUGAUGUUUUAUUUGUGUUGAUCUAAUAUUUUUGUCUCGUGAAUGUGUCAGUUUCUUUGCAUUACUUGGUGUUGGCUGAAUAGAUUUUAGAGAAUUCA
Daphnia magna is the source of this 1457-nucleotide messenger RNA. RefSeq names its product serine-rich adhesin for platelets. The transcript has 4 exons. NCBI's taxonomy places the organism in Eukaryota, Metazoa, Arthropoda, Branchiopoda, Diplostraca, Daphniidae. The record is from RefSeq and is a predicted model, not a curated record. The coding region runs from base 60 to 1298 and encodes 412 amino acids.